AUGGGUUGCUCUUCAAGCAGUGAAACAAGAUGUGAUGAAACACUUUAAGUUAAUAAAACUAUAUAACUUUCUAGUGGCCAAUAAAUUCCUCUUUUUGGUCUAGGCACUUAUGAGUCAAAUAACAAGGAUAUCAUGACUAAUCUUAUCAGAACAGCUCUAGAUAAAGGAUACAGAUUGAUUGAUACCUCAAAAAUAUACCAAAAUGAAAAAAUGAUUGGGAGUGCUCUAAAAGAGAUAUUUAGUGAAGGAAAAUAUAAGAGAUCUGACAUAUUUAUUGUUACCAAAAUCAUACCAUUAAAAUAGCAAAAUACCGAGGAAGCUGUUAGAGGAUGCUUAUAAGAUUUACAGCUUGAAUAUGUUGAUUUACUCUUACUGCACUGGAGCUUUGUACCUCCUGGUGACAAUUUACAAUUUAAUCAUAAGCCUGUACAUACCUAGUGGAAAGAGCUUGAAGAUGCUUACUAAAAAGGACUUACAAAAUCGAUUGGUGUUUCUAACUUUAAAACAUAGAGUUUGAUUGAUUUGUUGUCUUAUUCAAAAAUAAAACCAGUUGUAAAUUAAAUUGAAGUGCAUGUCUUUAAUUAGCAAAAAAGAUUGGUUGAAUUCUGCUAGAGCAUAGGGAUACAAAUUAUGGCUUAUAGUCCUAUGGCAAAGUAUGAUAAAAUUGUAAAUAACGAAACAUUAAAAAAAAUAGCUUAAAAGCACAAUGUCUCUGUCGCUUAAGUUUUGUUGUAGUAUCUACUCCAAAAGAAAAUAAUUGUUAUUCCUAAAACAGAAAAACCAGAGAGAUUAUAAGAAAAUUACAAAUCUCUCUUCUUAAAGUUAGACGAAAAUGAUAAUUAAUAAAUUUUAAAGCUGGAUUCAAAUACCAGAGUUGUUGAUUGUUAACAUUACCAAAACUUUUUUAAAGGAGUUCCCUACUUUGAUUGA
Tetrahymena thermophila SB210 is the source of this 930-nucleotide messenger RNA. Its product is annotated as aldo/keto reductase family oxidoreductase. Lineage: Eukaryota; Ciliophora; Oligohymenophorea; Hymenostomatida; Tetrahymenidae. The record is from RefSeq and is a predicted model, not a curated record. The transcript has a single exon. Gene Ontology annotation, molecular function: oxidoreductase activity.